AUGUCGGUGAGCAAGGCCGCUCUUCCGCUUAAGCUUCCGCCGAGUGGCCGCCCAUCGGUUCCCGAGGUUCCACCAAGCGGUGGGAAGCGAGGCAUUGCCUACAAUGUCCCUGCAUACACUUUCAUGUUCAACUGUCCUAAGAUCGGUUGGGCAUACAAUUGGGGCUCGUCGCGCAGUACGGGACCUAUCUCUGAUCAAUUCAUGUUUGUCCCCAUGCUGUGGAGCGACCACUCAGAGUUGACCAAUUCCUGGAAUAACAAUGUCGAAUUGGCCAUGAAGACAGGCUCGGACGCAGCCAUGGCGUUCAACGAACCCGACGGAUGCAUUGAUGGAGGAUCCUGUAUGCCCGCACCCGGCGAGACCGCGUGGCUUUACAAGACGCUCGUGGCCCCUUUUGCAGGGCGAAUCCGCCUGGGCUCCCCUUCGGUUACGAACGGCGACCAAGCGCACAAAGGUAUCAACUGGUUCCGGCAAUUCAUGCGCGCCUGCAAUGCAAUCGGAUGUCCCAUCGACUUCGUCCAGGUGCACUGGUUCGGCUGGUGCAACGAUCUCGGAGGCUUCAAGCGCCACGUGUGGGAGAUGUUCGAGGCCGGUGGACGACGACCAGUGUGGGUGACGGAAUACAGCUGCAACUUGGGCGACAUGACACCCGACCUCCCCGAGCGCGUGGAGUUCUUGACGCAGUCGCUGGAAUGGCUGGAUUCGCAGGACUGGAUCGAGAAGUAUGCGUACUUCAUGGCGCGAGAGGGGGACGGCAUGAUCAAUUCCGCGGGGACGGGACUGAGCAAGCUUGGGAUGAUAUAUAACUCCUGA
Molecule: messenger RNA, 813 nt
Organism: Eremomyces bilateralis CBS 781.70
Lineage: Eukaryota; Fungi; Ascomycota; Dothideomycetes; Eremomycetales; Eremomycetaceae
Exons: 2
Coding region: 1-813 (270 amino acids)
Biological process (GO): fungal-type cell wall polysaccharide metabolic process
Cellular component (GO): fungal-type cell wall
Source: RefSeq, a predicted model, not a curated record